Mya arenaria is the source of this 3323-nucleotide messenger RNA. Its product is annotated as sodium- and chloride-dependent glycine transporter 2-like. The coding region runs from base 118 to 2028 and encodes 636 amino acids. The transcript is spliced from 16 exons. The record is from RefSeq and is a predicted model, not a curated record. Lineage: Eukaryota; Metazoa; Mollusca; Bivalvia; Myida; Myidae. Gene Ontology annotation, biological process: sodium ion transmembrane transport. Gene Ontology annotation, cellular component: membrane.
CUGUCAGGUCCUUUUGGGUAGUCAUUGCGUUGGUGAAUUACUUGUGAACUGUACCCAUAGUGUGAGGAUAGUCGCUUUUAUUUGCAAAUUGAUAAGUGAAGGCAGUUUGAUCAAGGAAUGGGCGAACAAACAGAAAAGAGCGAUGACGGCGAACAGGCCCUGGCUAAACGGGGAUCCUGGGGAAACCAGAUCGAGUUCAUUCUCACCAUGAUUGGGUUCGCGGUGGGGCUUGGAAAUGUCUGGAGAUUCCCCUACCUCUGCUUCCGGAACGGGGGAGGUGCUUUCCUGGUGCCAUAUUUCAUCUGUCUGGCCAUGCUGGGCGUGCCUCUGUUCUUCAUGGAGCUGAACUUUGGCCAGUUCGCCAGUCUCGGACCUCUCAAGAUCUGGAGGGUGAACCCCGCAAUGAAAGGUGUUGGCAUGAGUGUAGUUCUCAUUACGACCUGCAUCAUCAUCUACUACAACGUCAUCGUUUCUUAUUGCAUUUACUUCUUCUUCGCCUCUAUGACGGCAAAUCUGCCCUGGGCCGACUGCGAAAAUGAUUGGAACACGUGCCUCUGCCGAGAUUCGACCAUGAACAGUUCGAGUAGCAUCCCUUGGCACAAUGACUCCCGGCUUGCUACAGCUUGUGAAAACAUGACGAUCACAAAAAAUCAAACUACAUCGCCGAGUGAAGAGUUUUUCAUCCACAAAGUACUACGGCGAACGGGCGGGCUGGACGAGCCAGGCGAACUACUCUGGGAUGUCAGUCUGUGUAACCUUCUUGCCUGGACCAUCAUCUUCCUCGUCCUCACGAAAGGAGUUGAGACGCUCGGAAAGGUGAUGUACGUCGCGGCAAUUUUCCCGUACAUCCUGUUGACCAUUCUACUGGUCCGCGGUCUGACACUGGAGGGACACAGCGAAGGCAUUGACUUCUACCUCAAACCAAACAUAACCAAACUCUCAGAAGCAGCUGUAUGGAGCGAUGCGGCAGUGCAGAUCUUCUACUCUCUUGGUAUUUGCCAGGGUGGCCUUAUAGCCAUGUCCAGUUUUAGCAACUUCAAAACAAACACUUUAAGAGACUCAUUGAUAGUUCCAAUCGUAAACUGUGGGACGAGCUUCUACGCAGGUUUCGUAAUAUUUUCCGUGUUGGGGUUCAUGGCACACCAGAAAAACACGGACGUCGCCAACGUAGUCGCAAGCGGUCCGGGUCUUGUGUUUAUGGUGUACCCGGAAGCUCUUUCUCAGAUGCCUGUGGCCCCGCUCUGGUCCGUUCUCUUCUUCCUUAUGAUGACCAUGCUGGGAUUCAGUUCACAGUUUUCAGCCACGGAAACAGUCCUGUCCAGUAUCAUAGAUGAGUUCCCGUCUCUUCGAUCCUCAAGGUUCAAAACCAUCGGCUUUCGAGCGGCGGGAUGUUUCCUCUUCUUUGUGUUAGGACUGCCUAUGACUACACAGGGAGGAUACUAUCUCUUCAACCUUAUAGACAACUAUGUCGGUGGCUUCCCACUUCUAUUUGCGGGCAUAUUUGAAAUCAUCGUACUGAUCUUCAUUUAUGGUGUCAUGAAAUUCAAGAAAGACAUAGAGAUGAUGCUUGGCAAAACUAAGAUGACGAAGAUCGCCUUCUUUUUCUUCAUACCUAUGUGGUGUUUCCUAACACCCGCCUGUCUACUCGGCGUGAUUGUGUUCAAAUGCAUCCAAUACGAGCCAUUGGUGACUGACGGGUACGACUAUCCGGAUUUCGGCGAUGCCAUUGGCUGGCUGGCGGCGGGGGCGUGUAUUCUCAUUGUACCGAUAUGGUUCAUUGGUUACUUCUGUAAAAUGGGUGGGGCAGCGCUAAUGGCGGACUUGAAUUCCCCGAAAACGAAAUGGGGCCCUGCGGAUCCGGAGCACCGCGGGGAGAGAUAUCGGCUGCCAGACUUUGAUGUCGAGAUAACAGUGAGCAAAGACGGGAUGAAGGAGACUAUCAACGGAAGUGGACCUGUCAUAGAAGCGGAUGUGGCUAACGGAACUACUUCUGUUGGACAAGAGAACGAUGCAUUCCAAAAAUUUUGAGACAUUUUGUUUAAAUAGACGGCUGUUUGGAUGGACAAGUUUUUAUAGUAUAGUAUAGUCAACCUGAAUAUAUAACAUGGAAAUGGGAGUUAGUUCAAAGCCAUUUGUAACAACUGAAAAACUGUUAUCAAAAUUACCAAGAAGACAUGAUUAUAAAUAGAAACGGUAUGUUCCAAUAGUCUUUGCCAAUGCCGUUAAUAAUUUGUGUGGACCAAAGGUUUGUGGGGGAAAAGACUAAUUUUGAACAAAUUUCGAUAAAGUGCAAAUAUAACGAAGUGCAAUUUUCUAUAAAAAACAACAUGUAAACAUAUUUAGAGGAUAGUUUGUUUCACUGUUAGGUCGAAAUUUAAUGAACCAAGUAGGUUUGUAGCUUUCCAUAAAACGCGACAAAUUUUCUGCAAACAUAAUUUAAUUUCUGAAAUGAUGGGGUUGAAAUUGUGUUCUAGCCCGAGCUUAAAUUCAAAACGAUGUAAUAUACCAAAUUGAUAACGUUUAUUGAUUGAGUUCGUCAGUUUAGCUGUAAACACGUUAUUAUGUUGUUUGUUAUUGUGUUGCGUUUCUUUGUGUACAGAGUAGUAUACCAGUAUAAAUUGUAAUUGUUAUACAUGAAAAAAUAGUCAUAAAAUGUGUAGUCAUUUUCUACUCUUCAUGUUUAAUAUGACGAAUGUCCAGUACAUAACUGUUUGACGAAUGUCCAGUACAUAACUGUAUGGCGAAUGUCCAGUACAUAACUGUUUGACGAAUGUCCAGUACAUAACUGUUUGACGAAUGUCCAGUACAUAACUGUUUGACGAAUGUCCAGUACAUAACUGUAUGGUGAAUGUCCAGUACAUAACUGUAUCACGAAUGUCCAGUACAGAACUGUAUCACGAAUGUCCAGAACAUAACUGUAUCGCGAUUUUCCAGUGCAUAACUGUAUGACGAAUGUCCAGUACAUAACUGUUUGACGAAUGUCCAGUACAGAACUGUAUCACGAAUGUCCAGUACAUAGCUGUAUGACGAAUGUCCAGUACAUAACUUUUAUUUUUUAUUUUACACAGAGUAAUAAAUAAAUGCUUAGUGCUAUACUGAACAAAACAGUCAUAAAAUAUGUAGCCAUUUUAUAUCGUACAUGUAUAUACUUUUAUGUAUACCUAAUGUACAAUACAUUACGUUGUUUUGUCAAGGUAAUGUGUUGUCUUGGUCAUUCAAUAUUUUGAUUUCCUUUAAGAUUGUAUUCCAAGUUCUUUCAAGUAUUUUUGUUAAAGAUAAACCCUGUCACAGCUGUAUUUUGACUAUUUAGUUCAAUAAAAGGA